GAUGCCACAUCACCCGCUGUGACCCGCAUAUCAAAGUAGUAAAGAAACUAACAGGGACAAACUCGGUCAGAAUUUUAUUUAUAGAACAUGGACGACGAAAGUGAGCCACUGGCGAAAUUGCGCUACGUCUCUCUUAUCACGGUAUUUUGUUUGCAUUCGGUCCUUUUGUUUAUGCCCAGCCGAUCAGAAAGCCACGUCAGUGCCAUCAACGAGGUUCCAAAACCAUGGGCGAAUGACACGUUAAUUUUCGGGAAAGAACUGCAGCCGGGAGAAUCAUUAGCGGCAACGCUGAGUGUGUGCCCCAAUGCGUCUACUGCACACUUGGUCAAUGUUAGCCAAUAUGGUGGCGACGGAUUACCUCGGAACAUGUCCAAUUCUUAUCGGGACCAGUGGGAGCAUUUUGACAAACUCCUUUUUCUACGCGGAACAUCACCAAUUACUUUUAACAGACGAGCGGACUUGGAUUUGCAGGAUUUCGCAAACUAUCUGGCACUGGACCCUUUUGUCAGCUCGCAUAUGGUAACGCUGGAGUUAAGCAAUGCCACGGUAACCGAAAUACAAGACGCGCUGACGUUCGCCUGGUUACCCAGUUUCGAAAAAGGCAACUGGACAGCAACCCACGCCGAAAUCGUUCAGAUUGACAACGCCACCGAUCGCCCGCUGUUUUCGGCUAACGGGUCACCUGUUAUGCGGAUUGUAUAUAUUUUACCCGUUUCCCCUGCUGCAAUUCCGGCAAAUUUCUCCAAAAAUCUAUCAGAAUAUCCAUGGAUAUUUGCCCGCAAUACGAUCUACCAUGAAUUACCGAAAACCCCUUCACCUGAUCGCGAAGAUUUCUGUCAGCGUUUGAAGAGUAAAGGGCUGACCGUGUACUUGGGACGAGUGUUUUCGGGCACCUUCAAUUCUGGAGGAGGACAGGUGUACCUUAGCAUUAACUCCACUUCCGGCAAGUUUGACACUGACCUGCUAGAACAGGAUCUACUGGAACGCGUACGACAGGCGCGAGUGGAAGAAGGCUGCGGCGACGCCGACAUGAGUGAUGUGCAGGUCCACUUCAGUCCGUUCGCAACUUGGAUCGCGCCCAUGCGGAAAAACGGCUCGUUUUUUGACAUAAAGGUCAUGCCACUUAACUUCAAACUGUUUGUUAAGCAGAAAGCUGUCGUGUUCAAUGGCAUUAACCUGACAUCGCUGGCAAACAAUACCGACCGCUACUAUGCACGUUCAGAAUUCUUGGGUGGCGAUAAGUAUUUUCCAUCCAAUGCGCGUUACAUAGAAACGCCGCCAAUGAAUCCCCUGAAUUCAUUUCGCAUGCAUUUUGACCGCUCGAUGAGUGUCCAGCUUUUGCCAGCGCUGGAAGCGGCAAUGGCAGCACGCCUGAAUACAUGGACUUAUGGCACAGACGAUGAUCGCUGUGUGGUAACAGUGCAUUUAUGGAACUUCGAUCCUGACGGUUGGGUGGUUGACUUUUUUGUUGUGCUCCACAAACACUCGUAUCCUUAUCAUAUCUACUUAGAUGCCAGACUGCCGUACGCGAACAGCAUUUAUCGAAAAUUAGAGGGCCUUCAGCUGACGUCACCGUCUAUUAAAGCUGUUUACACCAUGACAACUUCUCCUCUUCCUAUUACUUUAAAAGAAAACAAUAAGUCCUUAACCCUGCAAAACUGUGACACGGAAAAGGAUUUGUACAUUGAACAAGAAACGUUAUGUCCCUUGAAAAAUGUUUUCACUUUAUAUGUCGAGCCAGUUAAAUCGCAACAAUCGCGCCUCCACGCAUUGGUCAACGGUUGGUCAGCCGAAACUUUGAGUUCCGAUCAGAUUUUGGAGGCUGUCCAGCAAGCCUUUGCCGCAGCCAAUCCCGUGACAGUGGACAACAUGACACUGACGAUAACGCUCACUGAAUGGAGCGACCGCUUGAAGACCCUUAAUGGAGGCGAUGCUUCGAAAUACUACUUUGCAAUAUCGACUCCCAAGAUGAAAAGCGGAUCCUAUUGGCGACUGUGGCGCUAUCCAACAGCGGAUGGGCUCAACAAGUUUCUGAAUAUAACCGCAAAGGCUCGGAUUGUGGAUACAUGGACAGUAGCUCACAAAUAGAUCAGUUUCCCCAACGUUCUUCGCAUAGCGCAGUGAUAAGCGCUUUGGCCACAAUUCAUCGGUGCUAACCACGCGAUUUUAUUUGCCAACUCUUCUAGUAACUAUGUAAUUCCCCUUAUUGAAUGAGCAGGAUGAAGUUAACGAUCAGUGCGCAGGCCUGAAAAUCAAUAACAAAUUGCUUUCAUAAUUACAACAACCGUUUACGUCUAAAUUUGCUAUAAAAACAAUUUUAUGUUCUGAAAUAUGUUUGUAACAAAAGAUUACAUUUAUUUAUGCAGUAGCACCGAAGCUGUCGUGAUGCUUUGGAGACAAUUAAUUCGAAAAUUAGCUACUGGUAUACGGAACAACGGUCAAAGCUAUGCGCAGGAGUUUUU
Paramacrobiotus metropolitanus is the source of this 2462-nucleotide messenger RNA. RefSeq lists its product as uncharacterized. The record is from RefSeq and is a predicted model, not a curated record. Bases 88 to 2088 code for a protein of 666 amino acids. The transcript is spliced from 8 exons. NCBI's taxonomy places the organism in Eukaryota, Metazoa, Tardigrada, Eutardigrada, Parachela, Macrobiotidae.